AUGCGCGCUUUUAUUACACUCUGCCUGCUUGCGUCGGCGUACGCGAAGCCACAAGGCUACAGCUACCAGAACCAGCAAAACAGCUACCAGAACCAACAGAGCAGCUAUCAGAAUCAACAAAACAGCUUCCAAAUAAAAUUGCCUGGCAUUAGCAGUACUUCAAGCGCACAACAAACACCAAGUUUCCUACAACAAGCGUUACAGAACACCAAAUUGACACAAUCGCUUAUCAGCGCACCAGCGCCAGCGCCAGUGCCAAGCGUUGCCACACCAAAUAACUACUAUCAGCCACAAUUUCAAUCUAACUUCCAACCCAGUCAUCUGCCAGUGCAGCAACCCGCCUUUGCCACCUACCCACAACAACAAUACCAACAAGGCGGUGGCAGCUUCGGACCAGCACCAUCAUCGCUAGUCACCAAGGACAUCUAUGUGCAUGUUGCGCCCGAAGAGCAAGAGGAACGCUACCAACGACCAGUGUUGCCACCACCACCACCACGCAAGCACUACCGUAUCGUUUUCAUUAAGGCGCCAUCACCAAAACCAAGCGCUGCGGCAUUGCGUAUCAAUCAAGCGCCCACCGAGGAGAAGACCAUCAUCUAUGUGCUCACACGCAAACCGGACCCACUCGACUUGGAGGCGGCCUACCAGGAGGCAGCGCCCAAACAGCCCAGCAAACCGGAAGUCUACUUCAUCAAGUAUCGCACACAAGAGGAAGCGCAACAUGCACAGCGCACCAUCCAAGAGCAAUACGAUCAAUUAGGUGGCACUACACAGGUCUCCGACGAGGGCAUCGCACCGGUAACCUCAGUGAUAGGAUCGCUGGAUCCACGUGGCGCAAGCGCCGGCGGCAGCAUCAGCAGCUCCAGUGCAUCGAGUAGCAGCAGCAGCAGCGGCAGUAGCAGCAGUGCCAGCAGCAGCAGUGAAGGUGGCAGUUUAGGCAAAUAUUUGCCCCCAAUUACACGACUUUAAAUUUAGUUAAUUAAAAUUUUUAGCGAGAUUAAAUUAAUCGACUGAAAGCGAUUUUACGGCACAACAAAAGAAAACA
Bactrocera tryoni is the source of this 1045-nucleotide messenger RNA. Its product is annotated as probable LIM domain-containing serine/threonine-protein kinase DDB_G0286997. The record is from RefSeq and is a predicted model, not a curated record. NCBI's taxonomy places the organism in Eukaryota, Metazoa, Arthropoda, Insecta, Diptera, Tephritidae. The transcript is spliced from 3 exons. Bases 1 to 969 code for a protein of 322 amino acids.